This is a messenger RNA of Mycena indigotica, 1716 nucleotides long. RefSeq names its product Alpha-1,3-glucosyltransferase. Lineage: Eukaryota; Fungi; Basidiomycota; Agaricomycetes; Agaricales; Mycenaceae. The record is from RefSeq and is a predicted model, not a curated record. The transcript has 11 exons. Gene Ontology annotation, biological process: protein N-linked glycosylation. Bases 1 to 1716 code for a protein of 571 amino acids. Gene Ontology annotation, molecular function: dolichyl pyrophosphate Glc1Man9GlcNAc2 alpha-1,3-glucosyltransferase activity. Gene Ontology annotation, cellular component: endoplasmic reticulum membrane.
AUGGAGAAGACCGCGACAGCGCCGCCGCCGAAACCGAAAGGCAAAUCUUGGUUCAGCUGGGGCUUGGAGAGCUCGGAAUAUGACCUCUUGAUUCUUUCGACAUCCCUCAAGCUGCUCUUGUUCCCUUCUUAUCGUUCAACAGACUUUGAGGUGCACAGAAAUUGGCUGGCAAUAACACACUCCCUUCCCAUAUCGCAGUGGUACCACGAUACAACGUCCGAAUGGACUCUCGACUACCCUCCGUUUUUCGCAUACUUCGAGAAGCUCCUUUCCAUCCCGGCCUACUUCAUCGACCCGAAAAUCGUAGACCUCAACAAUCUGAACUAUGACGCUUGGUCCGUUGUUGCCUACCAGCGCACGACGGUUAUUCUGUCUGAGCUUGUCCUCGGUGCAGUCCUACUAAGGUUCAUACGAGGCUCUGUGGAUCCAGCAACCCAGCGCAUCAUCUCAGCUUCACUCUUCCUUCAUCCUGGCUUCCUCAUCAUCGACCACAUCCACUUCCAAUAUAACGGCUUCAUGUUCGGCAUACUGCUAUGGUCCAUACUAAUGGCUCGAAAUGGGAAAAAACUGGCCAGCGGGAUCCUGUUUGCAGUUUUGCUCAAUUUCAAGCAUAUCUACAUGUACCUUGCACCGGCAUAUUUCAUCUACCUGCUGCGCUCAUUCUGCUUCUCCCCUUCAGGCAAAUUAGAGAUCAAAAAUUUCCUCUCAUUGGCCAACUCUGUCAUCGCCGUGUUCAUCCUCUCGUUUGGUCCUUUUAUUGUGAUGGGGCAAAUCCCUCAAGUCUUUUCGCGAUUGUUCCCAUUCACGAGAGGUCUCAACCAUGCGUAUUGGGCUCCAAACGCCUGGGCAUUAGUCACUGCUGCCGACAGAGUGUUGUUACGAUAUGUUACUCGCACUGGAGCAGAUGUAGCUAUCAAUGCUUCUGGCGUUGCCUCUACCUCUCGAGGGCUCGUCGGAGAUACUGUCUUCGCAGUAAUACCCAACAUCAAACCUAUGCACACUUUUACGAUCACGGUCGCUUUUCAAUCCGUGCUCGAACUCUUAUCGUUUUUUAUCCUUGGACUGACAACAAUGCAGAUUGCGCUCGUUAAGCUCUGGUUUACCCCGACAUACAAGUCAUUCUUGACUUCCCUGACACUUUGUGGAUACGCAUCAUACCUUUUCGGUUGGCAUGUGCAUGAAAAGGCCAUCCUUCUUGUCCUAGUACCCUUGAGUCUUUUGGCGGCGGAGCGACACGCAUAUUUCAGAACAUUCAUCCUCGCUAGCGUUGCUGGCGUUUUCUCGCUCUUCCCUCUCAUAUUUACGCCUGGAGAGUCCAUGGUGAAAGUGGUCUACUCCGUACUGUGGAUCAUCUUUGUCUACGUGCCUUUGACGAGGAGGGUUUACGAGUACCCAAACUCGUUGUCAUUCGUCAUUAUCGACACACUGGAGAAGGUAUAUCUUGCUGGGUUCCCCCUUCUCCAGCUCUUUGUCACCUUAUUCCCCGUUUACAUGGCACGAAGGGCAACAUCUGAUGUAUCAGGGACUUGUGUCUCGUCAGCAGAGUUCACUUGCCCAGAACCAGAGCCUCAAACGCCUCAAACGAAGGCUAUGGAAUUUUUGCCUCUCAUGUUAACAAGUGUCUACUGCAGUGUAGGGCUUGUUUGGGGAUUCUGUCGGUUGACGUACAUAUACCUAAACGAGCAGACCUAUCUAGGCCCGCUGGAUCGGAUAUAA